CUUCUGCAAAUCCAAACCUUUCACGACCAUCCUGACAUACUGCAGUCCGGAGGAGUCAAGCGGAAAAGCAGGUCCUGAGUCACGGCAAGUCUAAGUGGACAAAGAACAAUAUGGCUAGGCUAUCUUCCACGAUGUUUGCAGUGCACAGUGCCCAGAUGCUUCAGACGCUGGGGAAAUCCUUGAGGACAAGCCUCCCUGAAUCCUUAAAGGUUUACGGGACCGUCUUCCACAUGAACCAGGGAAACCCCUUCAAGGUAAAAGCCCUGGUAGACAAGUGGCCUGAUUUCAAUACAGUGGUUAUCCGCCCUCAGGAGCAGGAGAUGACAGAUGAUUUUGAUCACUACACCAAUAGUUACCAAAUCUACUCCAAGGACCCCAAGAACAGUCAGGAAUUCCUGGGCUCCCCGGAAGUCAUCAACUGGAAACAGCAUUUGCAGAUCCAAAGUUCACAGCCCAGCCUGGAUGAGGUGAUACAAAAUCUUGCAGCCAGUAAAUCCUCACAAGCCAAGCUCACACAGUGUUUUCUCUAUAUGAUGGCUGAGACAAUAAAGAAACUGGCUCCUUCCAUGAUGGAUGUAGACAAGCUAUUGACCAGAAGUAGCAAACCCAAGGCCAUCAACCAAGAAAUGUUUAAGCUCUCAUCCCUGGAUGUUACCCAUGCUGCCAUGGUGAAUGAAUUCUGGCACUUUGGUGGCAAUGAGCGGAGCAAGAGAUUCAUCCAGCGCUGCAUCCGGACCUUCCCCAACUUCUGUCUGCUGGGGCCCGAGGGGACCCCCGUGUCCUGGUCCCUGAUGGAUUACACAGGAGAGAUGCGGAUGGCUGGUACCCUGCCUGAGUACCGGAACCUGGGCCUGAUAUCCUAUGUCAUCUAUACCCAGACCCAAAGUCUGAACAAACUCGGCUUCCCCAUCUAUUCUCACACAGACAAGAGUAACAAAAUUAUGCAGUCAGUGAGUCACAGGCACAAUCAUAUCCCCAUGGCCUGUAGCUGGAACCAGUGGCAUUGUGUGCCUCUGUGAAGCAGCCCUGAACCCCUUCCUGAUGGUGUCACAAGGGCCUGGACCGUUGACUGGAGGAGGAGACAGGUGGACAGAAAGAAUAAAUUGUCAUUGUAAUCAUCAGUAAAGCUGUGAGGGCUGGGGAAGCACCAUGAGUAGCCAAUGGAACCAGGCCUUGCUGAUAGGAUUCCCUAACCUGUACCUAUGGAGGCAGCCAUGUUCUCUGGCAGUGGCCCCACCUAGAGGAGCUCCCCACACUCCCCAGAUCUCUGUCCCAUUCCAUCAUCAGCUGCAUGUUGCUCAGAUGCCUUCUCCUUGAACUCCCAGUGCAUGGACUGGCAGAGCCUUGCCAAAUCUUCCUGGGGGUGGGUAAUAUUUUCUGGGCAUUCUGACUUAUUCCUCUCUCUUCUAUGGCCUUUCCCUUAGUGAUCAGCAAGUGGAUCCUGUUCAUUAGUUCUUAUUAGGAGCCCAGAUAAUCUCCUCUGACUGCUGCUUUAUAGGUACAUGAAAUAUAUUAUUCACGAAUACAUAUAUUAGGUUACAUAUAAAACACAUGAUGGAGCAGAAAGAGUUAUUAAGUAAAGACUGAUAGUUGCUUGUCUCCUCACUCCCACACCAGGGAAAAUGACUCAGUGUUGUGCCUAAAAGCAAAGCUUUCCAAACCCACACAAAUAAUAAAGAGAGAUCAUGUUUGAUUGUA
Messenger RNA from Manis javanica (Malayan pangolin), 1698 nucleotides. RefSeq names its product glycine N-acyltransferase-like. Gene Ontology annotation, molecular function: glycine N-benzoyltransferase activity; glycine N-acyltransferase activity. Lineage: Eukaryota; Metazoa; Chordata; Mammalia; Pholidota; Manidae. Gene Ontology annotation, cellular component: mitochondrion. Gene Ontology annotation, biological process: glycine metabolic process. The record is from RefSeq and is a predicted model, not a curated record.